Molecule: messenger RNA, 1324 nt
Organism: Cloeon dipterum
Lineage: Eukaryota; Metazoa; Arthropoda; Insecta; Ephemeroptera; Baetidae
Gene: Tsp74F
Product: Tetraspanin 74F
Exons: 7
Coding region: 208-906 (232 amino acids)
Cellular component (GO): plasma membrane
Source: RefSeq, a predicted model, not a curated record
UAGUGAAAGUCUCUUCGGCUCACUCGCAGUCCAAGCCAAAGAGGCAGUUGGUGAGCACGCGAGCAAAACGGCUGCUGCGAUUUAGUCAACCUCACGUGUAAUAUCGCGCGCACUCUGCUCUCAACCUUUGGUUUCUCCUACUGUGCACCGCGAAUACGUAAUACUCGGAUUCAAUCAGCUUGUUUGAUUUCCUGUACAUCACUCAGGAUGGGCAAGGGCGCAGACAUGGACGGCUGCGGCCAGUUUAUGAAAUACAGCAUGUUUUUCGCAAAUUUCGUCAUUUUCGUCGGAGGAGUAACGGUGCUUGGCAUCGGAGUGUGGACACUGGCGGACAAGGCGUUCAUCAACGAGCUGCUCGGCACGAACCUGUUCAUGGGCACCGUCUACAUCCUGAUGGCGACUGGAGGCAUGGUUGCCUUGCUCGCAUUCUUUGGCUGCCUCGGUGCGGUCAAAGAGAUCAAGUGUCUCCUAUUGCUGUAUUUCCUGCUGGUUCUCGUCAUUUUUGUAGUCAUGCUGGUCGGCGGCAUUUUAGGCUAUGUGUUCAGGGAAAAGGUUCACGACACCAUGGAGCAAGAAAUGCAGGCGUCGAUUCGAAUGUACGGACAGAAAAGAGCAGUCACACGUGCUUGGGACGCAACCCAAGAGACGUUGAAGUGUUGCGGAGUCAACAGCUUUCAAGACUGGGGCGACCAGUUGCCCGAUAGCUGCUGCAUCGAAGACGAGGAAGGCAAGAAACUUCCGUGUCGCUACGAGUCGCAGAAUAUUUAUCCCGAGGGAUGCCUGAUGCUGACAGAAAUGUUCGUCAAAGAUCAUGCAGAAAUUAUUGGCGCGGCUGGUAUCAUCACCGCGUGCCUUCUUCUCCUGGGAAUGAUCUUCUCGUGCGCUCUGUUCAAGUCCAUUGAGUAAGAACAAGGAUCAGCGACAAGUCUGAAUGUGACUAUAUGGACAGUGUUUUGUACUGCGCGACGACAUUAAUUUAGGUUGCAUUGCGUGCUUUCGUGUCAUGUUUAGUCAACUUAGGUAAAAUAUUGAAAUGCAUUACACUAUUGCGUGUACAUUUGUAAUAUGAUAUAAUAGUGGCGAAAACUUUUUGUAUUCUUGAAGCAUGUAGCAUUUAUUUCAUGCGGUGAUUUUAUAAUCUCAACUCUUGUUUUUGGCCAAACUUUUGUACAAAUUUAGAGGAAUUUAUGUGUUUGUGUAUAAUUUGAAGACUUGGUGAUUAGCGGUCAGAUAUAGUAAAUAGUUUUAUAAGAAGAUUGAGAAUAAAGAUACUGAGAAAUUAUUUAUGUCGACCAAAUAAAGAGACAACUAGGAUACCUGCUAA